This is a messenger RNA of Malassezia globosa CBS 7966, 678 nucleotides long. RefSeq lists its product as uncharacterized. The record is from RefSeq and is a predicted model, not a curated record. Gene Ontology annotation, molecular function: magnesium ion binding; tRNA guanylyltransferase activity. Lineage: Eukaryota; Fungi; Basidiomycota; Malasseziomycetes; Malasseziales; Malasseziaceae. The transcript has 4 exons. Gene Ontology annotation, biological process: tRNA modification. The coding region runs from base 1 to 678 and encodes 225 amino acids.
AUGCAAGAAUUUAAGGGUCAUAUCACACUCGCAUUCGGUGAAAGUGACGAGUACAGAUAUAUGAGCUUUUUAAUCGACAAGAAUUCCACACUUUAUAAUCGACGACAAAGCAAACUGGUUACACACAUUGUAUCGUUAUUUACUUCGGCGUAUGUUUUCUACUGGAAUACUUAUAUGUCCACGCCUCUAAAAGAAGCUCCUUCAUUUGAUGGUCGUCUGGUGGUAUAUCCUGGCGAGCAAGAAGUGCGCGACUAUUUCUCUUGGCGUCAAGCAGACACACAUAUCAAUAACCUAUAUAACACGGUAUUCUGGGCUUUGGUCCUAGAGGGGAAAAAGACUGAGCGUGAGGCUCAUAACAUUCUAAAAGGCACUGUCUCUGCCGACAAGCAUGAGAUUUUAUUCAAAGAGUUUGGUAUCAAUUAUGAUAAGUUGCCUGCGUUUUUCCGCAAGGGUACAACUCUAGUCUGGGCUCCUGUGCGUGAUCCCAACCGCACAAAACCACGCACAAGACUCUUCACGCUACAUGUGGACAUUAUUGGCGAUGACUUCUGGCGAACAUCAGGAGAAAGUCUCGCUCCAGUUGAGGCUCGGUGUGAAGGCGAGAGUGUUGAUCAUUUCUACGAGCAAGCUGAAAGACAUUAUGGGACUGGAUUUGGUUCUAACGUGCUGAGGUUUUGA